This is a messenger RNA of Ornithodoros turicata, 1146 nucleotides long. RefSeq lists its product as uncharacterized. The transcript has a single exon. The coding region runs from base 1 to 1146 and encodes 381 amino acids. NCBI's taxonomy places the organism in Eukaryota, Metazoa, Arthropoda, Arachnida, Ixodida, Argasidae. The record is from RefSeq and is a predicted model, not a curated record.
AUGAGGGAGCAUCGAGCGCGGGUGGAAGCCGCUCUUGCUACGCUGACUACUGGAUCUCCCCGUGCUGUGACCCCGAGCAGAUCUUCGAUGUGGACUCCUUCAGGAAGAGCGUCUCAAGCCCUGCCUCCUGUAUCGUCUCCCGGAACCGGCCGUCGGUUGUCUUCUUCACCCACCUCAACUGCUCCAGCUGUAUCCUCUUCGGGUCCUCAUCAUCCUGUAUCUUCGUCCCUGGGUCUUCACAGUCCUGGAUCGCUGGCUUCUGCAGGCUUAUCUGGUGCUCUGUCGGAAGUGUCCUCUGUGUCUCCAUCCGCCUGUUCGGAUGUCUCCUCUAGUGCCGCUGUAUUGGAACCAGCGACGAACUCCCGCCCCGGGGAUCUUGGAGCUGAAGCGGAGCCAAUAUUUGAUCUGACGCGAGGCCAAGGCUCUCCAACUCCGCUGGAGGCCCUACGUUCGUUCCUGACGACCUACCUUCCUCGACUUGGGGUUGGUCCUCGUCAAGCCUCCCUUCGGGCCAUUGUGGAUCUAGCGAUGGACUCAGUGGCCUUCUUGCCCAGACUGGAGAUGUUCCUGUUUGACCUUCUGCCUCCGCAGCCUGUGCGAGCUGGUGGACCCCCGAGACGACAGCCUACCAUGAGGAUCACGCGCCGCAUGCAUCGCCGCAUGGAGUUUGCGAGAACACAGGAUCUCUAUCGGAGGAAUCGUCGUGCAUGUGCGCGCUUGGUGCUGGACGGCCCUCCCAAGGAACCUCCUGGGGAUCCUGUGGACUUCCUCGAUUUCUGGACAAGCAUAAUGGUUCCAGGCGAGCCGGACUUCUCUGAGCCCUUGGAGACUGCCCCGCAGGCCGUGGCUCCGGAGGUUCUUGAGCCCUUUUCUGAGGAUGAGGUGCGUGCGGCCUUCCCUGAUGGAAACUCUGCGCCUGGCCCUGAUGGGGUUACAUCGUCACAAUUGAAAGCAGUUCCUGUUCCAUACCUGGUGAUCAUCAUCAAUCUGUUCCUCCUGGCUGGCGACGUCCCGCUUAUCUGCACGAAGCACGGACCAUCUUCUUUCCAGAAGUGUCCCAUCCUGCUGGUCCCGGAGAUUACAGGCCCGUCACCAUCUCGUCUGUACUACUACGCCUUUGCCACCGAGCCUUGGCUAACCGCCUGA